Papaver somniferum (opium poppy) is the source of this 2436-nucleotide messenger RNA. Its product is annotated as protein trichome birefringence-like 34. The coding region runs from base 735 to 1958 and encodes 407 amino acids. Gene Ontology annotation, molecular function: O-acetyltransferase activity. Lineage: Eukaryota; Viridiplantae; Streptophyta; Magnoliopsida; Ranunculales; Papaveraceae. The transcript has 5 exons. The record is from RefSeq and is a predicted model, not a curated record. Gene Ontology annotation, cellular component: Golgi apparatus.
GGCACAUCAUGUAUGUCAACAUUGACAUUUUCUCAUUUUUCUGGUGUAUGUCAGUUCAUAAAGACCUUAAUAAAUUCAAAACUGUUGAGUGCUAAAGAGAUUGCUAAUGAGCUCGAUUGUCAGCUCAACAAAUAGUGCCCAAGAUUUUGCUUGAUGAGGUUAGUGAUUGUUAUUAAUUUUGCUACCAAUAUGUGGCCACCAGGUUGCCGACUAUUCCUGCAAGAGAAGCAGAGUCCAUAAAAACGCAUGUCAGGCAUCAAUCUUUUAAGAAAUUCAGGUGGAGGUGGCUGGCAAUGCGAAAAAACUGGUUUGAGGUUGUGGACCUAGUGGUCCUAUAGCUGGGUUGAUUCAGGUACCAGAAAAGACUGGAAGGUAAUAAGUGGUGCACGGAAGCAUACAGCCUAAUAGUGAGUUAAGACUGACAGUUUGGUGAAGCUCAAAGGGGACCAUCUGGGAGGGCACUCACCUCACAAAACUAGGGGGCCUUCAAAUAAUGUUUUUGGUGAGAAAAAAAAAGAAUAUCUUGAAUACAAAAGGAUAUGAUUGCAAGUUGCACCUACUGUCCAUGCAAGAAUUCAAAUCCUGACAAUAAUUUAAAGACCUUUUUUUAAAGACAUGACAUGACAAAGUACUAUUAGCAGUUCUAGUCGCUAAGAAGAAGCACAGUGAGAGAGAUAAAGAGAUGCAGAAACAGUUUUUCUAGUGGAAGACACUACUAAUCAAAGACGAUCAUAAUGAUGAUGCCUGGAACUUUCAGGCUAAGUUUGCAUAGCCUAGCAACAAUUAUAGUCGCCAUUUUUGUUGUGGUUGCUGUUUAUAAGAUUGGCGAAAGUAAACGGCCAUUCUUUGAAGGUGUCAGUACAAUGAGAAGAACCAAGACGAAGAGUUACAAUAAGACGACAUUGCCGUUAAGUUGUGAUCUUUUUUCAGGUAAAUGGGUUUACGAUAAUUCGACAAAUCCUUUGUAUUCUUGGAAGGAGUGCUCAUUCUUGCUUGAUGCGUUUGCCUGUGAGAAGUUUGGAAGAAAGGAUUUAAGCUAUCAGAAAUGGAGAUGGCAACCCAACCAGUGUGACUUACCAAGGUUCAAUGCCACAGCAUUCCUAGAGAAAUUGAGAGGCAAAAGGAUGGUCUAUGUUGGAGAUUCAAUCAACACAAAUCAGUUCUUUUCUAUGGUUUGUAUGGUGGAAUCCGUAAUUCCAUCAACACUCAAAUCUAUACACAACAAUGGAUCUCUUGUCACCUUUAAAGCCAUUGAAUUCAAUGCAACCAUUGAGUUUUACUGGGCACCAUUGAUGCUCGAAUCAAAUUCGGAUAAUCCGGUGUUCCAUCGAGUUCCACAUCGAAUAGUUAGAGCUGGAGCUAUUGAAAAACACGCGAUUCAUUGGUCUGAUGCUGAUAUACUUGUCUUUGAUUCCUACCUUUGGUGGAGAGUACCAGAGCUGCAAGUCUUAUAUGGAUCCUUUGAAAAACCAAAUGAAGGAGUUUACAAAGAUUUAGGAAUGGUGGGUAACUUUGAAAUGGCUAUGAAAACAUGGUCCGAUUGGAUUGAAAAUCAUAUCAACCGUACAAGGACACAAUUGUUUUUCAACAGCAUGGCACCAACACAUUACUGGGCAGGUGAAUGGGGAACGAACAGAGAGGGAAAUUGUUACAACGAAACAGAACCGAUAUUUCAAGAACAUUACUGGGGUCUAGGGACAAAUCCAGACAUUUUGAAAGCUAUGGAGAGUACAGUUAAUGAAUUGAAAGUUAGAGGCGUUGAUGUGAAAAUACUGAAUAUUACGCAGCUAUCAGAAUACAGAAAAGAAGCACAUACUUCUAUUUACAAAAGAAUGUGGGAUACUUUAGCUCCAGAACAAAUAGCAAACCCUGCUAGUUAUGCUGAUUGCAUGCAUUGGUGCCUCCCUGGAGUCCCUGAUACUUGGAAUGAGCUCCUUUAUGCUUACAUACUGCCCUGAUGAGUAUGUAAGCUGUCUAUCUUUGUGAAAGGUUCGAUAACUGCUUGGGACUCUGGAGCUUGCCAGAACUUUUGGAAGACUGAAGGGUGCACGUCCAUCUUUGCGGUAAUCAGAGAGCUGGGUGAUGUUGAGAACAGAAACUUUUGAGCUCGGCCUGGAUAGAAUUGUGUCCACCAUUAGCAUUGUGAGUAAAUUUGAACCGAUUCUCCAGUAAGUUUCCAUGCUUAUGGGUGUCCUCUGCUGGUAACAGUUGCCUUCUGUCACUGGUUCCCACUCUCAGCACAUGAAUUACAUGCUCAGGUAAGCAGUGCAUAUUUAUUAGCCAAAAACAAUUGUACAUGUAGAAAUGUAAAACUAGAUGAUGAAAAUAUACAAAGUUAACCCACCAAUUGUUUUAGACACGCUCGAAAUAUACUUUAGCAAUGUAUGAAGCCGGUUGUGAUGAUCCCGUUAAGUAUUUGCCAAUCGUUGAUGUCUG